Messenger RNA from Cadophora gregata, 1493 nucleotides. RefSeq lists its product as uncharacterized. Gene Ontology annotation, biological process: GPI anchor biosynthetic process. The record is from RefSeq and is a predicted model, not a curated record. Gene Ontology annotation, cellular component: Golgi membrane. NCBI's taxonomy places the organism in Eukaryota, Fungi, Ascomycota, Leotiomycetes, Helotiales, Ploettnerulaceae. The transcript is spliced from 4 exons. The coding region runs from base 104 to 1405 and encodes 433 amino acids. Gene Ontology annotation, molecular function: glycosyltransferase activity.
GGAAUAGGAAGCGUUCUUGUGAGAAUCGGCACGACGACUCGACGUCGUUUGCUAAGAAUUCUUAGCUCAAUUACACUUUCUUAGUGUCGCACUUGCGUCAACAAUGUUAUUAUCGAAGCGAACCCUCUCUAUCUUUCUAGUGCCAGCACUCUUUUGCUUUUUUGCCAGGAAUUAUGCCGUGUCACAUUUCUAUCGCGAUCCAACCUCUAAAUUCUUCGAUCCCAAAAGAGCAUAUGAACAGAACUACAGCCAUGUACGUCGGGAGGAAGCAGACGCCUUUGUUUCUGCGUCUGCGACCAAGACUUUUAUCCGAAACUCUAACAGCACGCCUCUACUUUGUAUCGGCAUUCCCUCUAUCGCUCGACCCAGCGGCGAUGUCUACCUUCGAGCUACAGUUGGGUCAAUCCUGGAAGGUCUCACACCUCAUGAGAGAGAUACGAUAUAUCUGAUGCCAUUCAUCGGCCAUACAAAUGCAAGCGAGCAUCCUGUGUUUACCGAGCCGUGGCUACGGAAUGUUGCAGACAAGGUUCUGACGUAUAAUAAUUCGAAGUUCGUUUCCAGCGAAGAAUACAUUCACAUACAGGACCUGGAGAAUGAGAGGAAGCGAACAGGCCUUCCCGACAGGGAGAAGCAUAUGUUUGAUUACAUUCGAGUACUGAGAGAAUGCGAAGACGUUGGCGCGAGGUAUAUUGCGGUCUUUGAGGAUGAUGUUCUAGCAUUAGAUGGUUGGCUGCACAGGACGAGCAACGCGCUUGAAGAGGUCGAACGUCAGACCAAGAUAAACGGGCAGAAUGGAUUUUUUUAUUUGAGACUCUUCUACACCGAAGCACAACUAGGCUGGAACAGCGAAGAAUGGCCUGUAUACUUGUACUGGGCAUCUCCGUUUUUCCUUCUUGUAGUCCUUUUCCAUCUUGUCAUUCGUCACAUCCUCCAAGGAACACCCCUCUUAUCGCGUCAUAGCAGAAUAAUUCUCUCUGCUAGUGUUUUAACUACGUCCUUGAUGGCCGUUUUUUUCUUGGCCGCCGGGCGGGUCAGCGUGCUACCUUUAAAAGUCGGGGUCAACCCAAUGGAUAAGUAUGGAUGCUGUGCGCAGGCGAUUGUCUAUCCAAGAAACAAAGUCUCAAUGUUAGCGAAUUGGUAUGGCGACCAAAAAAUUGGAUUUGUUGAUACUCUUGCGGAGAAGCUUGGCGACGAGAACCCUAAUGAAAUGGGGGGAAGAUGGGCAUUGACACCGAGCGUUGUGCAACACUUGGGUGGGAGAAGCAGUAAAGGAGACGCGCAGUGGGACGGAGAAGUCGUUCACUUAUAUGGUAAAACCACAGGUGAAAUGAUCUGGAACUUUGCAUUCGAGCUGAAUGACCCGGAUGCGUUGAGGCAUGAACAUGCUUCAGAAGCGCAGCACUAGGGGGCUCAGACCAAAUGUCGUAGAUACACUAGGUAACAUAGGUAACAGCCAGAUACCAAGUGUUUAUCAAGCCGUUUCAGAUUCCCUG